Molecule: messenger RNA, 1429 nt
Organism: Archocentrus centrarchus (flier cichlid)
Lineage: Eukaryota; Metazoa; Chordata; Actinopteri; Cichliformes; Cichlidae
Gene: vma12
Product: vacuolar ATPase assembly factor VMA12
Exons: 6
Coding region: 177-776 (199 amino acids)
Biological process (GO): vacuolar proton-transporting V-type ATPase complex assembly
Cellular component (GO): endomembrane system
Source: RefSeq, a predicted model, not a curated record
AAUAUGGCAGCUUUCCUGGGUUUUUAUUUGUUUUCUGAAGCUAGGGUUCGUGACUAAACGAUACAUUUUAGUACAUACAAAUUAAACGCCCGUGUUCAUAGUGAAACUCUCAUUGAGGACAGGCUUUUUCGUAAAAACUCGGUUCCUCGUUAUUUAAUUUCUGCUGCAUUAACAUCAUGGCUUCUGCAUUUGUGGUGGGGGAUAAAUUCAGAAAUAAGGCGACACAUUUACUGGAAAACUCGGAGUCAUCUCUUCCACGAGCGUUGAGAGAAGAGCUGGAGGAGCUUCUUCAAAAACCGGAACCAACAAUCAUGUCCUUUAGCACAGCGCGAAAGAUCAAGAAAUACCUUAAAGACAAAGGGCAUCCUUUCUACCUGCAUGAGUUGCUGGAGGACAGCUCGCUGCACCUGCCUGAGAUCGUGAAGCCUCCCAGAAACCCUGAGCUGGUCGCUCGUCUUGAGAAGAUUAAAGCCAAACUCGCCAAUGAGGAAUACAAAAGGAUCACAAGGAAUGUCAAUAAUCAGGAAAUCAACCGGAAUGGCACACUCUCAGAUUUUGGACGGCAGGUGCGCUCAGUCAAAGCAGUGGUGUUGACCGUAUUCAACUUCCUGGUAACAGUAGUUGCUGCUUUUGCCUGUUCCUACAUGGGCAGUCAGUACUUGUUCACUGAGACUACAGCGCGGGUGAUAUCAGCUGUGAUCGCCGCAUCGGUCGUUGGGCUUGCCGAGCUGUAUGUCCUGGUCCGGACCAUGGAAGGAGAUCUAGGGGAACCGUAGCAGCUGUAACACGUACCUGUGGAAUCACAGUAACAUCAGCACCUUGUAGGCCGGAGCCGCCAGGCAACCGCAACUGUAGCCAAGCAACCGCAGCCAAGCAACCGCAGCCAUGCCUGCGGUUCAGAGCAGAAUUCUCUCUCUGUGAAAUUUUUGUGCUCAUUCUGUUUUAAUUUGUCAGGAAGUAUGAAAAAAUACAUACUGAGAAUUUAUUAAUACAACUGGUUCAAAGUCAUUAAGUGUUUGUUCUUUGACAUUCUGCCUUUCCUUUCUAAUGAAAUCAAUGAAAUUAUUUAUUCCCAUUUUUUCCCCAAAACUACAGAGUUUUCCCCUCUCUGCUGUAUAAAAUGAAUGUUGAGGUUCUUUUCUAUGCUAAGAUGUAAUCAUAUUUAAUAAAUAUGAUUUUUGUCCAAUAAAUCAUCUGAACUAUCCAUUCAUGCAUUUUCUACCACAUACAUGGGCACCAGUCUAAGCAGAGAUGUCCACUCCUCCCUCUCUUUCUGGGGACAGCAGUGUUGAUGUGGUGCUUUAUGCAGUUUCCAUCAUUAACUAUAAAAUGAACUUGAUGCAAAUAAAAGGAAAUGCAGCUCAAAUUUAUUUAUUUUAUAACAACUGUUACUACACUGGCUAGAUCGCAACUAAAAUGUCAUGUCAAA